ACAGACACUAGUUCGUAAUAUUGGAGUACUAGUUUGCAACGAGAAAGAAAGCAGCAGUCGAUGGAAAUCCAGAAAUAAACAGAAAUUCCCUUUUGAUUUCUGAUCAAAAUCGAACCGUCGCUGAGAUAUAGAGAUUCAUGGCGUCAUUUGGGUCUAUCAAGCAAGCAAUUUUCGAGAAACAAGCAAGAAAGCAGCAGUAUCAGGACCAUAUACGAGGGCUCAACGCAUUCGAUCGCCACAAGAAAUUUUUGAAUGAUUACGUUGCUUAUUAUGGAAAAGAGAAAUCUGCUCGAGAAAUAUUGCCAGUUAAAACUGACCAAGACACCAUUAGAGAAGGAUAUCGGUUCAUAAUGACUGAGGAAGAUGACAUGAAUCAUUCUUGGGAACACAAGCUAGUAAAGCGCUACUAUGACAAGCUGUUCAAGGAAUAUUGCAUAGCUGACAUGUCCCAUUACAAGACUGGCAAGAUUGGUCUUAGAUGGAGGACUGAAAAGGAAGUAAUAGCUGGGAAAGGACAGUUUGUUUGUGGUAAUAAGCACUGCGACCAUAAAGAUGGUUUGUCAAGCUAUGAGGUGAACUUUUCCUAUUUUGAAGCUGGAGAAAACAAACAAGCUCUAGUGAAAUUAGUAGCCUGUGAGGGAUGUGCAGAGAAGCUAUAUUAUAAGAAACAAAAGGAGAAGGAACGAUUGAAGCGAAUAGAAAGUGAAAAGCACCAAAGGAAAAGGGAUCGCUCUGAGAGUGAUGAUGACACAACUAGCAAGCAUGGAAAAAGCAAAGAGAGGAGAAAAGGUGGAGGCAAGGCGUUGACAUCUGACGGGGAACAUAAGCCAGAUGACGAUGAUGAAAACUUUGACGAAUAUCUCUGUGGGAUGUUUCCUUGAACAUUACAAGCGUUUUCAUCAGAAGAAAGCAUUCACUGAGUUCAUCACACCAAUGUUGCCAUUGCUAAUCUGCUUAUACAAGUUUGUCGUUUAGUUCAUGUUCUUCCAACUGGAAAAUGUUGCUUCUUAUAAAUUGAUUUGGAAUACAAGUUAAUGAUGUUGUUGGCAUUGCUGCUAUACAUUCUUUACC
Molecule: messenger RNA, 1071 nt
Organism: Salvia hispanica
Lineage: Eukaryota; Viridiplantae; Streptophyta; Magnoliopsida; Lamiales; Lamiaceae
Product: folate-sensitive fragile site protein
Biological process (GO): dephosphorylation
Molecular function (GO): phosphatase activity
Source: RefSeq, a predicted model, not a curated record